Molecule: messenger RNA, 3738 nt
Organism: Pezoporus flaviventris
Lineage: Eukaryota; Metazoa; Chordata; Aves; Psittaciformes; Psittacidae
Gene: EGR3
Product: early growth response 3
Exons: 2
Coding region: 576-1772 (398 amino acids)
Biological process (GO): regulation of transcription by RNA polymerase II
Molecular function (GO): RNA polymerase II cis-regulatory region sequence-specific DNA binding; DNA-binding transcription factor activity, RNA polymerase II-specific
Source: RefSeq, a predicted model, not a curated record
CGGUGUGUCCGGUACCCGGUGUGUCCGGUACCGCUCUCCCCGUUGCCCGUCCCCGCGCGCGCCGGCCCCGCUUCCUGCUUUCUAAUGUUCCAUUGUGCGGAGCUUCCAUUGUGACGUCUCGGCCUCGGCUCGGCUUUGUCUGUCCAUAUAUGGGCAGCUACGUCACGGAGCGCUCCCGCCGCCCGGAUAAAUGGGCUGCGGAGUCCCCGGCGGAGCAUUCGGGCGGCAGCGGAGGGAACCUGCGAACGGAGCCGAGGGAGGGAGGGAGGGAGGGAACGGGGGGGGGAGAGGAGAGGAGAGGAGGGGUUAAAUCCUCCCACCCGCUUCUACAACCAACAUCUGCCAGCCAGACCCCCCCCGUCGAGGAAACACCACCAGGGACCCACGGAGCACCGCACACCACCCCCCCCCCCGCACCCCCUCCUCCUCCGCCCCCCCACCCCCUCCACUCCCCCCCCCCCCCCCCCCAACUUUUUCUCUCGCAUGAUUCCCCUCGCACGGAUUUGCCACUCGGAUGUUGUUUCCUCGGGAGCUGAGCUCGGAGCCACGUUGAUCCAGCCUUUUCCUCCAGUGCUAUGACAGGCAAACUACUGGAGAAGCUGCCGGGGACCAUGAACACUUUGAUGAACCAAUUGCCUGACAAUCUGUACCCAGAGGAGAUCCCCAACUCUUUGAAUAUCUUCUCCAGCAGCAGCGACUCGGUGGCUCACUACAACCAGAUGGCUGCAGAUAAUGUUAUGGACAUUGGUUUAGCGAACGAAAAAGCCGGCCAGGAAUUGUCCUCUUAUUCGGGCACUUUUCAACCGGCCCCGGGCAACAAGACUGUCACCUACCUGGGGAAAUUCGCUUUCGACUCGCCCUCCAACUGGUGCCAGGACAACAUCAUCAGCCUGAUGAGCGCCGGCAUCCUGGGGGUGCCGCCGUCCUCGGGCGCGCUCACCAGCACGCAGAGCUCGGCGGGCAGCAUGGGGCCUCCGCAGGGCGAGGUGGACCAGAUGUACCCCGCGCUGCCGCCCUACUCCUCCUGCAGUGACCUCUACCCGGAGCCCGUCUCCUUCCACGACCCUCAAAGCAACCCCGGCCUCACCUACUCCCCCCAGGAUUACCAGGCGGCCAAACCCGCCUUGGACAGCAACCUCUUCCCCAUGAUCCCAGACUAUAACCUCUACCACCACCCCAACGACAUGGGCACCAUCACGGAGCACAAACCCUUCCAGAGCUUGGACCCCAUCCGCGUCAACCCGCCCCCCAUCACCCCGCUGGAGACCAUCAAGGCCUUCAAGGACAAGCAGAUCCACCCGGGUUUCGGGGGGCUACCGCAGCCACCCCUCACCCUCAAGCCCAUCCGACCCCGCAAGUAUCCCAACCGGCCCAGCAAGACGCCGCUCCACGAGCGGCCCCACGCCUGCCCCGCCGAGGGUUGCGACCGCCGCUUCUCCCGCUCCGACGAGCUCACCCGGCACCUCCGCAUCCACACGGGCCACAAACCCUUCCAGUGCCGCAUCUGCAUGCGGAGCUUCAGCCGCAGCGACCACCUCACCACCCACAUCCGCACCCACACCGGCGAGAAGCCCUUCGCCUGCGAGUUCUGCGGGCGCAAGUUCGCCCGCUCCGACGAGCGCAAGCGGCACGCCAAGAUCCACCUCAAGCAGAAGGAGAAGAAGACCGACAAGGGCUCGGGCGGGCAGCCCCCCGCCGUGCCCCCCGCCACCGCUGCCGCCACCUCCUCGCCCCCCGUCGCCCUCGCUCCCGCUGUCACCACGUGCGCUUGAAGGGACCGUGGGGAGCAGUUUGGUGGCACCCCCUCUUCUCUCCGCAGCGGCCUCGUCGCCCAGGUUUAGGGUGCCGGGGGGUUGUGCUGUGCGGCUCCACGCCACCCGCACCCGGAUUGACCGGGUCCAGGCUGCCCGCACCCGGAUCCUGCCUGCACUUGGAUCGACAGGACCCUGCACUGCCUAGAUCCCGGAAUGUCCGCACCCGGAUCCCUGCUGCCCGCACCCCGGUGCUCAGAUCCCGCACUGCCCGCACCCGGAUUACCCACACCCGGAUUGCCCAGACCCAGCUCUCCCAGAUCCCGCAUCUCCCGGGUCCAGUCCAUCUGGAUCCUGCACCUCCUGGAUCCUGCAUCUCCUGUGUCCAGUCCAUCUGGAUCCCGCACCUCCCGGAUCCCACACCUCCCAGGUCCAGUCCAUCUGGAUCCCUCACCUCCCGGAUCCCACACCUCCCGGGUCCAGCCUGCCUGGAUCCCGCACAUCCCGGGUCCAGCCUGCCUGGAUCCUGCACCUCCCGGGUCCAGCCUGCCUGGAUCCCGCACCUCCCUGGUCCAGUCCAUCUGGAUCCCGCACCUCCCGGAUCCCGCAUGUCCCGGGUCCAGCCCACCCACCCUUCGCUCGGCCCUGGUCCGGGCUGCCCGGCUUCCAUAUCCCGAGGGAUCCCGGCUGACCUGGAUCCCCGGUUGCCGCAUCCCCGGGGCCGGGCUGGGCAGGAUCGGGCCCUCCUUGGACCCGAGCCGCAGCUCCCGCGGCCGGGCGGGGAUGGAUGGACGGAGCCCCCCCGGCUCCCCUCUGCCCCCCGGCCCUCUCCCCGGUCCCCCUCUCCCUGUUCCCAAGCACCGGCUCCCAUCGGAGGUAAGCGGGGCUGGCGGGGCGGGGGGGGGCUGCGGGUCCCCCGGCGGGGAGCAACGUCCCGGCAGCAGCUUUUGGGUUUGUUGGUUUAUUAUUUCCCCUCCCCCUUUUCAUUUUGUAUUAUUAUUAUUAUUAUUAUUAUUUCUUUUUCAUCAGAAGGGAAAUUCUGUCCAGAAACGCCUCAAAAUAACCCCAAAACCCACCCCAGGAUUUUACCGCCUACUUUUGAUAAUGUGAGCUCUGGAAACGUUGCUUUUAUUUGGUCACUUUAAAGCCAACCGAGUCCGGAGGAGGCAAAAUAAUCAAUUAGUCCUCUUAUUUCCCAUUUUUCUUUUCCUUUCUCCUUCUGGUAUGUGCAUGUCAUUGCAUGACUGCUCUGAUUUUUUUCUUCUUUUGUUUUAAUCAAUCUGUGCUCAGACAUUUAAGCUAAAAGAAGCAAAAAUAAGGAUUCAUUAAGAAUUAAGAAUAAUGACUUUGAAAAAAAGCUAUAAAAAAUACUACUCUUUGUUGCCAAAAGGUCGUGCUAUCCAGGUUUGAUGUCUGCAUGUGAAAAAUAAACCACACACACACACACACACACACACACGCCACAUUCUAGAGGUAUAGGAAAUAAAGCGAAGGGAGAGAACGCAGCCGUGAACGGAGAGGAACUACAUUAUAAAACCACACCGACCACAAUCAGGUUUCGCCACACAAACCUAAAGGGAAUGAUAUUUUUUGAGAGACUUUUGUAUAAAGUUGAGUACUCAGAGAAAAAAAAAAAAAACCACAAAAAAACCCACAUAAAAAAAAAAAGGAGGAAAAAAAGACAAAAAAAAAUCACACCAGAUGUAAUAUAUUUUGUGGAUGUUUUUAUUUCUUGGAUUUAUAGUACCUUAUACUAAGGUUCAAAGGCAAAAAAAUGAUGCUUGAUAUCGUGAAAAGGUGAUAAUUUUCACACACAUUUCAUUUGCUCCUUUGUCAUGUCGUCACGCGAAGAUGCUCGUCGAUGCACACAGCGUUUUUAAGGGAAACAAAAUCCGACUCCGACCCUGGAACUGAUGUAUUGUUGUACCAUUUGCACUGUGAGCAAAUGCUAAUGCAGUAAAUAUAUUGUGUUUGCUGACAAUCAAAA